Molecule: messenger RNA, 2188 nt
Organism: Medicago truncatula (barrel medic)
Lineage: Eukaryota; Viridiplantae; Streptophyta; Magnoliopsida; Fabales; Fabaceae
Product: probable protein arginine N-methyltransferase 3
Exons: 7
Coding region: 119-1993 (624 amino acids)
Biological process (GO): chromatin remodeling; peptidyl-arginine methylation, to asymmetrical-dimethyl arginine
Cellular component (GO): nucleus
Molecular function (GO): histone methyltransferase activity; protein-arginine N-methyltransferase activity
Source: RefSeq, a predicted model, not a curated record
GAGAGUCUUUUACUCUUGAGAAUCGAAAGGUUAAUGCAAAAGACCAAACUUUCAACAUAUAAAUAGCUCUCAAUUUUUAGGGUUUGUGAAGGGUUUAACCUUCUUCACACUCGCAACCAUGCCUUCCAAAACCAACCAAAGCGAAAAAGAAGAAAAAUCACCAUACAAAGUUGAACAAGAGGAAGACGAUGACGAAGAAGAAGUAGAAGAAGAGCAAAACUGGGACGAUUGGGAAGAAAACGAUGGAGAUUCAGAUUCCGAAUUCAUCUGUCUCUUCUGUGAUUCCAAUUUCAGUUCCUGCACUUCCUUGUUCCAACAUUGUGCUUCUGUUCACCACUUCGAUUUUCAUGUUGUUAGAGAUUCUCUCAACUUGGAUUUCUAUGCUUCCUUCAAGCUUAUUAAUUAUAUUCGUUCCAAGGUGGCAGAGAGCAGAUGUUGGAGUUGUGGUUUAGCUUGUCAGUCCAAACAUGAUUUGCAGAAUCACUUGCAUGAUGUAACUGACUUCAAUGGGAUUAAGCCUUUGUGGGAUGAUGAUAAAUAUCUAAAACCUUUUAUGCAAGAUGAUUCAUUGUUGUACAACUUUGGUGAAUUUGAAGAAGGUGAAGAUGAAGAAACUUCAACCAUGGAUGAAGAUCUUGUGAAGGAUUUGAAAGACGCAAUUUACGGUGAUAAUCAAGAUGCCGUGAAAAAAUUGGUAGUUAAUGACGAUGUUUAUGUUUCAGACGAUCAUUCAAGCUUGCCUAGUUCCUCAGAUAAGGAACUUGUUAACGGGAAGGACUCAAGAGGAAGUGUUUCAUCGAUUGAUAAGAAUCCAGAAGAAGGGUCUUUGAUCAGUAAUCCUCAGAAUCACAUUGCAACACAUAUUAGGAAAGUUAAUGAAAGUUAUUUUGGGUCUUACAGUUCAUUUGGCAUCCAUCGAGAAAUGUUAAGUGAUAAGGCUAGAAUGGAUGCUUAUGGGCAAGCAAUUUUGAAGAAUCCCUCUCUGCUAAAUGGUGCUGUAGUUAUGGACGUCGGCUGUGGAACUGGCAUCCUCAGCCUUUUUUCAGCUCAAGCAGGGGCUUCAAGGGUCAUUGCAGUUGAGGCUAGUGCCAAGAUGGCAGCAGUGGCAUCUCAGGUUGCCAAAAAUAACGGUCUCUUGCUGAAUAAAAGCGAAACUAGAGUCAAUGGCAACCAGAAAGGAGUCGUAGAAGUGGUUCAUGGCAUGGUUGAAGAAAUUGACAAAAUUGUUGAACUUCAACCUCACAGUGUUGAUGUAUUGUUAAGUGAAUGGAUGGGAUAUUGCUUACUAUAUGAAUCCAUGCUUGGCUCAGUGCUUUAUGCACGGGACCGGUAUUUGAAGCCUGGGGGUGCCAUUCUUCCCGACACAGCAACUAUUUUUGUUGCAGGAUUUGGAAAAGGAGGUACAAGUCUUCCAUUUUGGGAGAAUGUGUGUGAUUUUGACAUGUCUUGCAUUGGGGAGGAGCUUGUCAUAGAUGCUGCCCGGUAUCCUAUAGUUGAUGUCAUAGACCAUCAAGAUUUAGUUACCAGUUCCACUAUUCUUCAGACGUUUGACUUGGCUACCAUGAAGCACCAUGAAGUGGAUUUCACCGCAACAGCUUCUUUGGAACCAAAAUUGAGUGCUUCAGAAAAUGAAAAUUCUAAAACAUGUUGCUGGUGUUAUGGAGUUGUCCUAUGGUUUGAUACUGGAUUUACAACUAGAUUCUGCCGGGAUACACCAGCUGUGCUGUCAACAUCCCCUUACACUCCGAAAACACAUUGGUCACAGACAAUCUUAACUUUCCGGGAACCCAUUGCCAUUGGAUUUGGGGAAGAAAAUGGGACAAAACCGGAAACAAUUGGCACUGAAGGCUACCCUGCUGUGAAGAUUGAUUUGCGUGUCAGCAUUGUCCGUUCUACUGAGCAUCGCAGCAUUGACAUUUCCAUGGAAGCUGCUGGUGUAAGUCCUGAUGGUCGGAGACGCACUUGGCCUGCUCAACUUUUUUCUCUACAGUAGGAUGCUUUUCAUAUAAGCAUCACAGUUUUGGAAUUUUCCUGUUUUACUGCCCCAACAUAUUGGUUUUGAUUUUUAUUUUUCGGAAAAGAGCCACUUGUACUUGAUAUUCUGUCAUCAAGAAUUUUCUAUCCUGUUCUGUUAGUUUGGUCAAAUGUGAAAUUGAGAACUGCAGCCUCUUUUGCCUCUUAAUUGUAA